Molecule: messenger RNA, 449 nt
Organism: Annulohypoxylon maeteangense
Lineage: Eukaryota; Fungi; Ascomycota; Sordariomycetes; Xylariales; Hypoxylaceae
Exons: 1
Coding region: 119-367 (82 amino acids)
Source: RefSeq, a predicted model, not a curated record
AUGUCAUUACUCCUCCAGUCCCUGACUAGAAGUCAUUUCUCCUCCGCUCCCUGACAAGAUGUCAUUACUCCUCCAGUCCCUGACUAGAUGUCAUUACUCCAAUAGUCCCUGACUAGCAAUGUCAUUACUCCUACAAUUCCUCCUCGCUUCCUUCGUUUCCAACAAAAUUGAGCCCCAUGCUCAUGAUCAUAACUCCAUACUCCGAAUAAACUUGUUCGCCUGGUUGGUUGGGUUUUCGUCAGUGACGAACCCGGCGGAGACGUCAUCUCUAUUGAUAGAGAUGAUGAGACAAUCAUUGAUGAUGAUGAAAGUCCUCCGCCAAUGUACAGUUGUUAAAAAUGCUUCGUCCCAAUUUGCUGUUCCAUAAACUCAUGAUUCCUUCAUACAUGAUUCCCUUCGUUCCUUGCAACUUCCAUUUCGUUCAAUUCAAAACAAUGUUUUUUGUCGGG